Amoebophrya sp. A25 is the source of this 1804-nucleotide messenger RNA. Lineage: Eukaryota; Dinophyceae; Syndiniales; Amoebophryaceae. The record is from the annotation of a GenBank genome assembly.
AGAAUGCUGGAUUCUCCACUUCUCAUGACUAGAAUCCAAAGGUAUUUGUUCAGUCUGCUCUUAUUUCCAACUUCGUUAACCCAGGCAAGAACAAGAAAGUAAGUAGAAAAACUACUACCUCCUCCUCCACAUACAAUCUUUCUAGUCACAGCACGAGAACGAGUUAUCCAUAUUACUUUUUCUCCUUCACCUUAUCCACCCACCUACUUAGUUGUAUCUCCAAGAAAAUGUCUUCCUUCGUCCGUCAAGCUCUCUACUUCGGAGGAGCCUUGUUGCUUGCUCCUUUGUCUGCUUCCGCUCUCUCCGCGUGUGAAAAGCAGCCGUACAAGGUAGAGUUCUCCCUUGAAAACGAAGGUGGUGCCACUCACUCCGUGAUCGUCGCAGUCACUCCCGAAUGGUCUCCAGAAGGCAGCAAACGUUUCCGCAAGCUGGUCUCUGACGGGUUCUAUGAUGACACAAGAUUUUUCCGCGUCAUCAGAAAUUUCAUGGCUCAGUUUGGAUUGAACGGUGACCCGAAAAAGAACAGUGAAUACCCGAACAUCCAAGACGAUCCUGUGAGGGUAUUGAAUUUUUAGAGAUCCAAGACCUCUUCAACAUCGCAAUCUACAACUUAUACUUGAAUCCUCAACCUCCACAUAAUCCUCCACCUUUGUUAAUCUACCCUGCUCCCUCACGACCUAUAAUGGCAAAAAUCAGUCCGACAUCUCCAACCUUCCGGGACGCAUUACCUUUGCGAAAACUGGCGCGCCGAAUUCGAGAACUACGCAGUUGUUCAUCAACUAUGCCAAUAACGCCAACUUGGACCCUAUGGGCUUCACGCCGUUUGGCGAGAUUGAAGGCGAUUCUGGAGCUAAGGCGAAGGUACUUCUAAUUUCGAGGAACGCGAAAAGUUGCUAGUAGGAAUAUUGGAGUUGAUAGAUUCAGAUACUGUGCUUUAUCUAUGUAAGUAUGUUUGUCUUUGUCUUCCUCUCCGCUAUAUUGUCGAGCUCGCAUAUUUUCAAGAACUGCAACAUUCAAAAUCUAGUCCCUUCACACACAUAUCUUCAUACUCUUAGUACACUGACUCACAGGAACUGGAGAAAUUCAUCUUCAACAUUGGCGAGAGGCCUAACCAAGGUGCUAUUCGGGAACAGGGCAACAGCUACCUCGAUAAGGAUUUCCCGAAGCUGACGAAGAUUAAGAGCGUUAAGAUUAUCGAAGGCGCUGCUUGUGGUGGGGAACAAGAUGACUUGUAGAGCCGCGGAUGCAAAAGCCGGACACGGUGUGAAGCAGAUAAAAAGAAAGAUGAUGUGAACAAAGAACAGGACUACUUAUUGUUAGGUACAACAUAUCUCUAGUAUCUAUCACAUUUGUGGAGACACCCCCAUCAUGACAAAGAUAAGUCGGCAGAGAAAUCUCCCGCACAUUGCGGAACAAUAGAUUCAAGUCGUCAGCGACAGGAGUAAAAAGAGUUGGCGAAGUGUAUCGCUUUCAUACAAGAGCAAUCAACACCCUCAGCCCCAAGCCGAAGCCCGCACAAUUUCCAGAACAUACUUAUGGAUGUGUACUAAAGGACAUGUCACCCCCAACAUAUCUCUAGUAUCUAUCACAUUUGUGGAGAUGUUGGAGACACCCCCAUCAUGACAUCAAAGAUAAGAACGCUCUAGCUGACGAGCUUGAGCAAAAUCAAGAACACGCUCAUGUGAUGGAUCCCUUGUUUCGUUGAACCAAGAUACGACGGUCUCUCUUGUCAGACCGGCACACGGCCGGUCUGACAAGAACAGAAGCCAUGCUGAAGAAAGCAACGCACUCAUUUGCAUCACCG